UACACCACCCGACCAAAAUACCCACAACUUCUCUCUCGCUUCUUUAGGUACAGGCAGCAGCAAUGGAAGAUGAUACUCUCAACCUUUUGGACGGGGAAAGUUCCUUGCCGGCCGAGAAAAGAUUGAAGCCUUUGGCUUCCGAGGAGUCUUCAUCAUACCCACAUGAAUCCAAGAUUCAAUUGGGUCUUUCCCUCUGUCUUUGUACCGAUGAUGUUUUCAUCUCAAAACUAGAGUCUUUGUCUUCUCCGGCAACAGUAAAAGAUUGUCCCACCAUGGCUGAACCUUCUUCUACUUCAUCCUCAUCUUCUUCUUCCUCUUCCUCUUCUUCGUUGACGAUUAAAGCUAAUCUCUUUUCCGGCGCUAAGAGAACUGCCGAUCAUUCUGCAUUCCCCCGCAGUCAAGUGGUGGGAUGGCCUCCUGUACGCAAUAAUAGAAUGAACAACCUCAUCAAUCAAGCAAAACCUGCUUUUACCCAAGAAUUUGAUUCAGAAGAUAUGAGAACCACAAAUAUGAAUGAUGUGGUUGAUGCGAGUAAUAAUACAAGUGUUAAUCCCACUGUAUGGAAUGAGCAGUCUAGGACUUUGCUUGUGAAGGUUUAUAUGGAUGGAUAUCCAAUUGGGAGAAAAGUAAAUCUGAAUUCUCAUAUUUGCUAUGAUACCUUAGCAGGAAUGUUGGAAGACAUGUUCUUUGGUUCACGCAAGAGCGAGACAACAACAACUUCUAGAUUGUUGGCCGAAUCUUCUGAAUUUGUUCUCACCUAUGAAGACAAAGAUGGAGAUUAUAUGAAAGUUGGAGAUAUUCCUUGGAGGAUGUUCACUAGCUCUGUGAAGAGGCUUAGAAUCAUGAGAAAACCCGUCGUCCCUAAUGGAUUUGGAGAAGAAUACGGCUGUUUGGAAUGAGGAGUGACGUGUUAGGUUAGAUGUUUUGUGGGUCUGGUAUGGUUUUGGUAUUUGGUUGGUUAGGUUUAAAAGUUAUGGAAAUGAAAAAGUAAUAAUAAAGAUGUGUGGUGAAGAAAAUUUAUUAAGAGUGUUGUCAAAAACAUAAUGAAGUGUGCGAUUUGAGCCACUUUUGUAAGUUCUGAGUGGUUGUAUAUUGAGUCAAUAAUAUGAUUUAUUUUGCA
Molecule: messenger RNA, 1120 nt
Organism: Impatiens glandulifera
Lineage: Eukaryota; Viridiplantae; Streptophyta; Magnoliopsida; Ericales; Balsaminaceae
Product: auxin-responsive protein IAA11-like
Exons: 5
Coding region: 63-899 (278 amino acids)
Biological process (GO): regulation of DNA-templated transcription
Cellular component (GO): nucleus
Molecular function (GO): protein binding
Source: RefSeq, a predicted model, not a curated record